Striga asiatica is the source of this 1807-nucleotide messenger RNA. Lineage: Eukaryota; Viridiplantae; Streptophyta; Magnoliopsida; Lamiales; Orobanchaceae. The record is from the annotation of a GenBank genome assembly.
UAUAACCCGUUCGCAUCAACAUUUUCCAAAGUCCAAAGUCCAAACUCUCUCUCUCACGCGCACGCACUUUUCCCUCUUAUUUUUCUCUCACAAACACCUCGCUAACCUGCGCCGCAUCCCUUGCUCCCAGCUGCUUAACCUGCGCAUCACAGGAGAUGAAGCCCGCGCCGGCGCUCAAGAUAGGGAUAUCUAGACACAGGAGCUUGGCCAGCUAGCAGUAUACCGAAAAAAAAAAAGGGAAGAAGAAAAAAACGACCAACGGCGGAGAUUGAACUAGCGGCGGCCACCCUUACGAAAUGGACGGCCAAAAGGGCCAGUCGAGGCUCAGCAGGACCCAAUCCUCCCUUCUCCGGUCAUCCCCCACCUACCGUCUGCCGGCGCAGAGCUCGCCUUUCGCGGCCGAGAUCUCGCGGGACCUGGAGGAGCAGAAGCCCCACUCCAAACCCUGCACGCCACGUGUUCGACCGAGUGCCUGGCGUUUCGGACCCGUUUUCGCCCUCUUAUUCUUCCUGCCGGCGUACACUAUUUUCGCCUUUCUCGUCUGGGACGACGCGUCCACCUCCGAGAAUCUACUCCUGUCCUUGAUUUUCGUCGCCGUUUUCCUGUUCUUCGUCUCCAAGAACAGGGAUUUGCUCAACCGGACUUUCAGCUCCUGCAAGCAGUUUAUCGACGAGCACGCUAAAAGAUUGAGUCUUUACUGUUUUGCAUCCAAGAACCCCACAAAAUCGGUUCAAUGGUUCAUAGGCUAUCCAAUCCCGGAUGAAAUCGAAGGAAAACAACAGGGCAUCCGUUUCGAAAAUGUUACUAGAGAAGGUGUGGAGUUUUACAGCAAUGGAGAUUUCUACGAGGGGGAGUUUCAUGGUGGGAGGUGCAAUGGGAGUGGAGUGUACAAUUAUAUGAUUAAUGGGAGGUAUGAAGGAGACUGGAUUGACGGGAAGUAUGACGGUUUUGGGAUUGAGAGCUGGGCGAGAGGAAGUCGAUUCAAAGGGCAGUAUAGGCAUGGUUUGAGGCAUGGAUAUGGUGUUUAUAGGUUUUAUACAGGGGACACUUAUUCCGGUGAGUGGUUUAAUGGGCAGAGCCAUGGAAUUGGAGUUCAGACUUGUGCUGAUGGGAGCUCUUAUGUUGGGGAGUUUAAGUGUGGGGUCAAACAUGGCUUUGGGUGUUACCAUUUCAGGAAUGGGGAUAGAUAUGGUGGGGAGUAUUUUGGAGACAAAAUCCAUGGUUUUGGAGUGUACCGUUUUGCAAAUGGGCACUGUUAUGAAGGGUCGUGGCACGAGGGUCGAAAGCAAGGUUAUGGUAUGUAUACUUUCAGAAAUGGUGAGAUGAGAUGUGGAGAAUGGGAUAAUGGCCAUCUUAAGACGCCUCUUUCCUCUCUCUCGGAUUCUGUUCUUCGGGCUGUUCAGGGUGCUCGAAAAACGGCAGAAAACGCUAUCCACCUGCGUCCGGUGGACGAGAAAGUGAGUAAGGCGGUGUUCGCUGCAAAUCGGGCAGCAAUGGCAGCAAGAGUUGCUGCCGUCAAAGCUGUUCAGAAUAGGAUCCAUGGAAAAUUCUGUGAUGCAAACUUUUGAGAAAAAAAGACUAUUAUCGUUCGUUUUGUAAGGUAAAUGUAAAUUUACUGAUGAAGAAUUCUGUUCAAAGAGGAACAGAAAUCUGCACCCCGGCGAAGAAGGUAAAAGAAACUCUCACCGGAGGUUUGAGUAUGUUUUGGUUUUUACUGUAACUUGUACAUAGAUCCUUGUAUACAUAUAUAUGGGGAAAAUCAAAUUUUCUUCAAGGUUUUCUUUCUUUCUUUCCCUUUUUUUUUUUC